Messenger RNA from Drosophila willistoni, 1770 nucleotides. It is a transcript of the gene y, whose product is annotated as protein yellow. The record is from RefSeq and is a predicted model, not a curated record. Gene Ontology annotation, cellular component: extracellular region. The transcript has 2 exons. The coding region runs from base 1 to 1638 and encodes 545 amino acids. Lineage: Eukaryota; Metazoa; Arthropoda; Insecta; Diptera; Drosophilidae.
AUGCAGAAGGCCUCUGGCUAUAUCCUGGCGGCAGUGGUGCUAGUGCUCCUACUCCAAGUCCAUCAAUUGGAAGCAGCCUACAAGCUGCAGGAGCGCUAUAGUUGGAAUCAAUUGGACUUUGCCUUCCCCAACGAAAGGCUCAAGGAGCAGGCUCUGGCCAGUGGUGAUUAUGUGCCACAGAAUGCUUUACCCGUGGGUCUGGAACACUUUGGCAAUCGUCUAUUUGUCACCGUACCCCGUUGGCGAGAUGGUAUUCCCGCCACUUUGACCUACAUCAAUAUGGAUCACAGCGUGACAGGUUCACCGGAAUUGAUACCAUAUCCGGAUUGGCGCAGCAAUACGGCCGGAGAUUGUGCAAAUAGCAUAACUACUGCCUAUCGUAUUAAAGUUGAUGAAUGUGGUCGUCUCUGGGUCCUGGAUACCGGCACUGUUGGCAUUGGCAAUACAACAAGAAAUCCCUGCCCAUAUUCGGUAAAUGUAUUCGAUUUGACCACCAACACACGGAUACGUCGCUAUGUCCUGCCCGUGGAUAAUACAAAUCCCAAUACAUUUAUAGCCAACAUUGCCGUUGAUAUUGGCAAAAAUUGUGAUGAUGCCUUUGCCUAUUUUGCCGAUGAAUUGGGCUAUGGCCUGAUCUCGUACUCAUGGGAAUUGAACAAAUCGUGGCGCUUCUCGGCCCAUUCGUACUUCUUCCCCGAUCCAUUGCGCGGUGAUUUCAAUGUGGCUGGCCUUAAUUUCCAAUGGGGUGAGGAGGGCAUCUUUGGCAUGUCAUUAUCGCCCAUUCGUUCGGACGGCUAUCGCACCAUGUACUUCAGUCCCUUGGCCAGUCAUCGUCAGUUUGCCGUCUCUACUCGCAUUCUAAGGGACGAGACACGUACCGAGGACAGCUAUCAUGAUUUUGUUGCUCUGGAUGAACGCGGUCCGAAUGCCCAUACAACGGCUCGUGUGAUGAGUGAUGAUGGCGUUGAACUGUUCAAUUUGAUUGAUCAGAACGCUGUCGGCUGUUGGCAUUCAUCCAUGCCGUAUUCGGCUCAAUUCCAUGGCAUUGUGGACCGGGAUGAUGUUGGUCUGGUUUUCCCUGCCGAUGUUAAGAUCGAUGAGGAUAAGAACGUUUGGGUUCUAUCUGAUCGUAUGCCUGUAUUUCUGCUAUCCGAUUUGGAUUAUACUGACAUCAAUUUCCGCAUUUAUACCGCUCCUUUGGGUCUUCUUAUUGAGAAUACUGUGUGUGAUCUAAGGAAUAAUGCCUAUGGCCCACCAAACUCAGUAUCCAUACCCAAGCAGGCCAAUUUGCCGCCAGCUCCGCCCUUGUAUACGAAAACCUAUCGUCCGGCCUUGCCUCAGAAACCACAUACCAGUUGGACCCCAUCGCCUCCUAGCCGGGGCUACUUGCCAGCUGCGGCUGGUGGAGCUGGUCAGGUAAUCUCUAGUGUUAGUGUCUCCACCAAUACGGUGGGUCCCGCUGGUGUUGAGGUGCCCAAGGCAUAUGUCUUCAAUCAGCACAAUGGCCUCAACUACGAGACAAGUGGACCACAUCUGUUUCCCACCCAUCAGCCGGCGCAUUCGCAUCAGACCGAUGGACUCAAGAGCUAUGUGAAUGCUCGCCAAUCGGGCUGGUGGCAUCAUCAUCAUCAGGGUUAAGGAAUCGGAUCGAGACUGGACUGGAAUGGAUUGUUUUCGCAAUUGGGUUGGCCUUUCUGCAAUACAUAGAUACCUACAUACCUUCUACCCUACUAUACAUAUUUAAAAGUGGAAACAAACUUUAAUGGAAAA